GUGGCGGUGAUGACGACGACGAUGACGAUGAUGGUGGUGAUGAUGUUGAUGAUGGUGAUGGAUGGUGGCGGUGAUGAUGACGAUGACGACGAUGAAGAUGACGAUGAUGAUGGUGAUGGUGGUGAUGAUGUUGGUGAUUGUGGCGGUCAUGAUGACGACGACGAUGUGGAAGCUCUUUUUGGCAGCUCCCCGUGCAGGGAUGCCCAGGCCCCCGCGCAAAGUUCGCGGGAGGACUUGGAGAUGCUGCGGCAAGUGGCUUGGGAGGCAGAAAACCGGGCGCGGCAGCAGGAGGCCGCCAUACAGGCGGAGCGCGACGAGGUCAGGGCGGAACUGGAGGAGUUACGCGAACAGGUGCAGCAAUGCCAAGAGCUGCGGGAGGAGAAUGCGGAGUUGCGUCAGAUGCUGGGGAAACUUCACUCAGAGCUUCUCCUGCAAACUGAGCAGCAAGAACUGAAAUCCGGGCAGCUGCAAGCCAGCCGCCUGGCCGGCAGCGAAGUGGCAGAGAGGCUGCUGGAGUUCGUUGGCCGCUCCAGCGCCAGCCGCCUGGAGGAGGUGAGACAGUGCUUCCUGCGGUGGCACCUUCGAACAGCGAAGCACUCGGCGCAAAUUGCGGAGAGGGCCAGGCUUCGCAUGGAACACAUGGGUCGGAUGGAGAAACUGAUGAAUCGACGUUCUCCGGGUUGCGCUGAAAGCUUCAGGGCUUGGGCCCAGUACAAAGAUGAGAAGAAACAUCGAUCCAGUGGCCUGGUCACCAGUAAUUCAAGAAUUCAGGUCUUCAGAUAUUUUUCAGCCUGGAGAGGUUUGUGCAUCUCAAUGUCAUAUUUGCAGCAGUUGAGAUGGUGUGAGCCGUCAUCUGUUUGCACUCCCGAAUUCGCCUCGGCCGUUUGGCAAGAGUUGAGUUCCCCUCGGGUGUAUCGAUCUUUUCUGCUGCCGCAGGAGGGGUCAAACUUCCACCUCAAUGUCCCCCACACAGGUUGA
Molecule: messenger RNA, 978 nt
Organism: Cladocopium goreaui
Lineage: Eukaryota; Dinophyceae; Suessiales; Symbiodiniaceae
Source: the annotation of a GenBank genome assembly